Messenger RNA from Oreochromis aureus, 3483 nucleotides. It is a transcript of the gene klhdc7a, whose product is annotated as kelch domain containing 7A. Gene Ontology annotation, molecular function: protein binding. Bases 128 to 2419 code for a protein of 763 amino acids. The record is from RefSeq and is a predicted model, not a curated record. The transcript has a single exon. Lineage: Eukaryota; Metazoa; Chordata; Actinopteri; Cichliformes; Cichlidae.
CACAGUCAUCAGAUCACAGCAGCUCUCUUACAAUGACAACCAGACAGUUACUAUCAGCUGAGAUGCACUGACAAUAACACUCAAUAGGAUCAGCCAACCAACUAUUGCCACCAACAUUACUGCAGCUAUGCCCAUUGCGGAGCUUUUGGGAGUCCAGUUCGACAUGCAGCUGCUGUGGAAACUUAGUGUCUCUGUGGCUGCAGCACUGCUGGUUUCUUGGGCCUACAGGUUCUACAGCUCCAGGCAUACAAGAAGAAUCCAGCUCUAUGUCAAAGACAAAGAGCCAGGAAAUGCAACCUGCCAAAACUGCGAGACAACACUUCAACAUCAAAGCUCAACAAAACAUGAGACAGAUGAUGCGGGCCAGCAAUCCAGAUCGUUGCUAGCAGAUUCAGGUGAUGACCUGACAUCUGACAGCACCAAGGAGACACCAGCUGAGACUCUUCCACAUCAGGUUAAAACAAGUGAGGAUGUGUUUGCGACAAACGAUGACCACGAUAACAGCAUGGAUGAAGAGAUAAGCACUUAUGAGAAGCAGGGACAGGUUGCCACCAGUAAUGUUAUGUUUGGAUCUGCUUUGAAACUUCCUGAUCCAACAGAGAGUGGGAUGGUCAGUACAACGGGGCGGCGCUCCCCUUGCAUUUUGCAGAAGCUGGAGAAAAGUGUGGGUGUGGGCAGAGAGUUAAGACAGGACCUGGAGAGCAAAGGGUCCUACUCCAGCUUCCUCUCCAAGGCAGAGGUCAAAGUGGAAGAUGCAAACAUAGUGCUGGAAGGGACAGGAGACCAGGUUGUGCGUGGAAAGAUAUAUGAUUACUAUGUUGAGUCAUCUUCUCACUCCAUUACAGAUAUUAAUAAGGUACUUUCUCAGUAUGAGAGGGACUUUGAAUCAAAGCCAGGGGAGUUUGGAAGCCAUGGCAGCAGUUUCAGAGAGUCUCCAUCGUCUUUAAACCCCAUCACUAUUCGUGAUCUGGUUUCACCACAAAGCACUGUUAAAGAUGCCUCCUCGCCAGGGUGCCUCAAGCUGAGAAACCCCCCAAGGCCUGUACUCUUACGCAAAGAGAGCUAUCUGUCUGCAGCACAGGAGUCGGAGCUUUCGAUCCCCUUUCUAACUUCAAGAGCCUCAACUCCAGUGACUCACUCUCGGGCUAUAGCUGGCGAUGAGUCUGUCUCUGUUCACCCAAUUAUCAGUCCUGCUACUGACAGCAAAAUCCUUAAUGUGAAGGAGGGGAUAGAUAGAGAGGCUGCAGAAGGGGCUCCAUUUUUAGACUUUCAAACAAAAAUUCUUGAUGACACAGAUUUAGAAGUCUUAAAGAGUAAGCUUGAUCUGGGUAAUUGUUUGGAGACACUGUGCCUUGCUAAGAAACAUGGCCAGACAUCUUUGCAGAAAGCAGCCCUGGGGGUCAUGUCUGAUAACUACCUCCAUGUGCUCAGGGAUCCCAGCCUUUAUGGGCGGCUAAUGGCUGGUGAGCGGGAACAAAUCCAGAGGCAAAGAAUGAGGGGGAAGAGGUUUGUCAUGGUUGCAGACAUGGAUCCUCAAGAUUGGGUCAGCAACACUGAAGGGCGCAGAGCAACAUCAGAGCAGAGAAGGACAUCAAGUGCAGUGUACUAUUAUGAUGACUACAAAGACACUUGGCAUACACUCUGCCUAAUCCCACAGGAGGUCAUCUCUAAAGCCUGUGCCAUGUGCACAAUGGAUAACUACUUAUUCGUGGCAGUGGGCUGCCAAGGCACUGACAGAGAAAUGACACCCUCAAAGCGAGUGUUCUGCUACAAUCCUUUGACAUCCAUUUGGAAAGAGAUCAGUCCUAUGAAUGAAGCCAGGCCCCGCUGCAAACUGGCAGCACUGGAGGGCUACAUAUAUGCAAUUGGAGGAGAGUGCCUCUCCACUGUGGAGCGCUACGACCCACGAUUGGACAGAUGGACAUUUGUGGCUCCUCUGCCUAAUGAUACAUUCGCUGUGGCACACCAUGUGACAGUGUGCGAUGGAGAGCUUUUUGUUUCCGGGGGUACUCUUAAAUACAUGCUAUUACGCUACAACCCCAAAACUGACACUUGGAGGCCAAGUCUCAUAGUAGGCAGCAAAGACAAGACUGUAGAUAUUGUGGCUGUGGGGAGAUUUUUGUAUCGGUUUGAUGUUAACCCAGUCCUGGGUGUCAGUGUGUACCGCUACCAUACGGUGGCCCGACUGUGGUAUGAGUGCAGCUCCAAACGGAUUCUGCAUUGCCCUGCGUUUCAGUGUGUCGCGAUGAAUGACACAAUAUAUUGUGUCAGCCGCCAGUUCACCAUGAAGUUCGAGGCUGAUGAGAUCUCUCCUGCUUUCAUAGAUGGGGAUUUGAGCAUACUCUCUGCAGCCAAGGGCAUACUUUUCCCCUUUAUUCUUUCACUACCUGAUAAGAAGCCUCGGCAGACUAGUGUGUAAUGAAGAUUCAAUUUUCCAUUGAUGGUAAGAUUAGAUUGUGAUUGAGUAUCAUUACGAGAGCAUGCUUUACAUCAAGUUUAUUGUUGCCUGGGUGAGUUUUGCUUUGGUCAGGUUUAUGUUCAACUCAGCCCAGCCCCAAAUUUCAUUGCAAAAUUGCAACCACUUUUCUAUCACUUUUGAAGUGUUAUUAAGAUUCCCUUUCCACAAAGCAAGAAAGCAUCUGUUUCUAAAAGUACUUUAUUUUCAGUGGAUUGCAUAUUACAGAAAGAAUUGUGUUUUCCUCAUGUCUCAUUCUUGGCAAUAGAUGUAAAUUAUAAGACUCUUAAUGGUAGUCAGACUACUGUUUACCUAGAUUUACACAGGAUGUGCUGCCAUUGAAACUGUUUGCUACUUUGAUUUGCAACUUCUUCUUGCUAUUAUGUUAGUUUUAUAUCAUCCCAGAUGCUUAAUCUCUUUAAUGCAAAGAUAAUUCAUAAAAAAGCAUCAGAGUAAACGAAAUCAUUCAGCGCUAACUGAACAAGAAUUUAACAAUAUAAUUUUAAUCUAUUACUGUGUCCCCUUGUGUAGGGCACAAAUAUAUUUUACACAGUGGCCUGAAUACAACGUCAUUACUUACAGUUGCUCUUUAGAUAUGACAUGAUGUAAAUGGGUAUGCCAUACAAUAUAAAUAGGUAAGCUUCGAAAGCAUUUGUCACUGCACUGAAACACUCAGACUUGUAGUUAUUUCUGUCAUUUCAGUCACCUUCUAUGGUGGCAAGAAAGAUGUGUAUUUGUUUUCAAUGUGAAUAAGAAUAAGAACAUCCUCAGCUCAUUGUAUCAAAUGAUAUCUUCACUUUGUUUGCUAUUGUUUUAUAAACAUCAGAGGAAUUUAGAAAUGUGUCAUUCUGUGAAUAUUAAUCCACACUUAGUGACUAAUUCUAUUAAACAAGAUGUCUAUUCUGCUGUUUGUGUGACUUAUAAACAGUAAUAGAAUAAUACAAGCACAAUCUAAACAUGUGUGGUUUAUUUUACUGUGUUGAUUACAUUAACAACUGAAUAUGCAUAAGAAUGAUGCAAAUAUUAAA